AUGGGAUCCAGAGCUGAAGGGGGUCCCCCUGUCUUGUUUGAUUGGUUCUUCGAAGCCACCUGCCCUGACUCCCUGCAGGAGGAUCCCCCCAUCCUACGGCAGUUCCCCCCAGACUUCAGGGACCAGGAAGCGAUGCGGAUGGUGCCCAAAUUCUGCUUCCCUUUUGAUGUGGAAAGGAAGCCCCCCACCCCCGCUGUACAGCACUUCACCUUCGCCCUGACCGACCUGACCGGCACCCGUAGAUUUGGCUUCUGCCGCCUCCGGGCUGGUGCCCAGAGUUGCCUCUGUAUCCUCAGUUACUUACCUUGGUUUGAGGCAUUCUACAAGCUGCUGAACACAGUGGGGGACUUCCUGGCUCAAGACCAAGUCUCUGAGGCGGAGGAACUUCUUCAGAAACUGCUGCAGCAGCCCCUGCCUGGAACCCAGGACUCAGUGGGUCUAGAACUGAUCAGCAGGAUGACCAUCUCCAGCGCACAAGGCAUCCUGCCCCCUGCUCCGGGGAAGAGCAGACCGCUUUCCAGUUUCGUGGCUCCGGACGCAGACCGCCUGCCCUCCAUUCCUGAGAAUAGGAACCUAACGGAGCUGGUGGUGGCGGUCACAGACGAGAACAUCGUGGGACUUUUCGCUGCGCUCAUGGCGGAGCGAAGGGUCCUGAUCGUAGCCAGCAAACUGAGCACCUUAACAUCAUGUAUCUACGCGUCCUGCGCGCUCCUGUACCCCAUGCGCUGGGAGCACGUGCUAAUCCCCACGCUGCCGCCGCACCUGCUGGACUACUGUUGCGCACCCAUGCCCUACCUCAUCGGCGUGCACACCAGUCUCGCUGAGAAAGUUCGUGAGAAAGCCCUUGAGGACGUGGUAAUGAUGAACGUGGACUCCAACACCUUAGAGACACCCUUCGACGACGUGCGGGAGCUGCCUCCAGACGUGGUGUCCCUGCUGAAACUACAGCUAAGGAAGGUGGCCCUGGCCCCGGGGGAAGGGGUGUCCCUUCUCUUCCUCAAAGCCCUGGUCAUGCUCUUUGGAGGCUACCGCGAUGCUCUUAUCUGCAACCCGGGCCAGCCUGUGACCUUCAGUGAAGAAGUCUUCUUGGCCCAGAAGUCUGGGGCACCCCUGCAGGCUUUCCACCAGAAGGCUGUGCACCUGCAGCUGUUCAAACAGUUCAUCGAGGGCCGGUUGGAGAAGCUCAACACAGGAGAAGGCUUCUCAGACCUCUUUGAGCAGGAGAUUACCCGCAGCGGGUCCUCCUCAGGCACACUGCGCUCCUACCAGCUGUGGGCGGACAGCCUAAAGAAAGGUGGCGGUGCCCUCCUACAUUCGGUCAAGGCCAAGACCCAACCAGCCGUGAGGAACAUGUACCGCUCGGCCAAGAGUGGCUUGAAGGGUGUGCAGAACCUUCUGAUGUACAAGGAUGGACACCCUUGCAUGCAGAGGGGGGGCUCCCUGAGAGUCCCCAAUCUCACCAGCCGCUCAGAUCGCCUGCAGCAACGCCUGCCUAUUACCCAGCAUUUUGGACAGAACCGGCCCCUGCGCCCCAGCAGGAGACACCGACCGGAAGAGAGAGCUUCUGAGUUCCUGGGAGAACAGACAUCCCCCGUGAGCAGUGAGGACGGCCCGGAUCCGUGGGCAGAGGAAGCUCUGGACAGCAGCUUCCUGGGAUCUGGGGAAGAACUGGAUUUGCUGAGUGAGAUUCUGGACAGUCUAAGCACAGGAGCCAUGAAUCCAGGCAGCCUGCGUCCCAGCCAGAGCUUGGACUGCUGCCAUAGAGGGGACUUGGACAGUUGCUGUAGCCUGCCGGACAUACCAGGAAGACCAGUAUGGCAACCAGAUGAUGAAGAAGCUCUAGAACCCCAGACCCUGUCUCUGCCUGCCAGCCUGCAGUGUCUGCAACCCCUCCAGCCUGCGGACGCCACCCUCUCCUCACAGAACCGCACCUCGUGGCUUCCCUCAGAGGCCAACCAAGAAAUAAUUUCUCCAUCUCAGUCUUCACUAGCAUCUGUAGACCCAAGCAGCCAAAGGGACCCUAAAUUCCCUCUUCCAGAGCCCCAGCCCCUAGUCCUACAUCUCUCCCCUCCCCACAAGGUAGUUGAAGAUCCCAGAGCACAGGAGACGCCCGACUCCCAGCUCACCACAACACCGAACCAUCCAGAAAGUCCCCAACCUCCAGCCCUGACAGAGCCCAGACUGGACAUUAACUGGACAACCCUUGAUUCUUCCUCAAGUCCUGGCUCCCCAGAGCACCCCAAAGCUCAGUCUUCCAAGGUCCCGCUAGCAGAGAAUGUUCACGUCCAGUCCCUAGAGGGACAAGGAACACCCAGAACUCCUGUGGCACCCGCCAGCACCUGGAAGGAGCCCCAGGCCAGGGGUCAGCCCAGAGUUGCUGAGCUUAAAAAGUGUUUUGAAGGUUAGGGAUCAGGGGUCUGGAGGGGACCCCAGGCCUUCAAUAAAGCCGCAAGAG
Molecule: messenger RNA, 2455 nt
Organism: Condylura cristata (star-nosed mole)
Lineage: Eukaryota; Metazoa; Chordata; Mammalia; Eulipotyphla; Talpidae
Gene: DENND1C
Product: DENN/MADD domain containing 1C
Exons: 23
Coding region: 1-2406 (801 amino acids)
Biological process (GO): endocytosis; endocytic recycling
Cellular component (GO): cytosol; intracellular membrane-bounded organelle
Molecular function (GO): phosphatidylinositol phosphate binding; guanyl-nucleotide exchange factor activity
Source: RefSeq, a predicted model, not a curated record